AUGGAUCACGAAGAAUGCAAAACACAAGGUAAUAACUACUUUAAACAAUCCCAAUAUAUGGAUGCAAUUAGAUGUUAUACACAAGCAAUUGAAUUAUCAAAUGGCACAAUUGCAGCAUAUUAUGGAAACAGAGCAGCAGCAUAUUUAGCAAUUUGUACAAAAUCAUCAUUACAAGAUUCAAUUAAAGAUUCAUUAAAAGCAAUUGAAUUAGAAAGAAGUUUCAUUAAAGGUUAUACAAGAGCAUCAAAAGCAUAUAUUCAUUUAGCACAAUAUGAUCAAGCUGCCUCAAUUAUUGUACGUGGUUUAGUAUUUGAUCCAAGAAAUAACGAAUUAUUACAAGAAAAGAAUCAAAUUGAUUCAAUACAAAGAACCAUUUCAUCACUCACCAAAGAGAAAGCUUUAUCAAAUCCAUCCUCAAGUUUAAAUCAAAUUGAAAAUGUACUUUCACAAUCAAAAUAUAAUACACAACUUCAAGUUUUAAAAGCAAGAGUGUUAAUAGAAUUAAAACAAUAUCCACAAGCUUCAAAUUUAAUGACUACAUUAUUACAAGAAGAUUCAAGAAAUCCAGAAUAUUUAUAUGUUAGAGGUUUAUCAUUAUAUUAUCAAAAUAAUUUCCCAUUGGCUCUUCAACAUUUCCAAAAUUCAUUAACAUAUGAUCCAGAUUAUUCAGAGAGUAGAGUGGCAUUAAAGAGAUUAAGAAGUAUAGAAUCAAAAAAGAAAGAAGGUAAUGAAUAUUUCCAAUCUAAAAAUUAUCAAGCUGCUUAUGAUUCAUUCACUGAAGCUCUUUCAAUUGAUCCAAAAUUAGAAACUAUGAAUUCUCAACUUUAUUCAAAUAGAGCUGCUGCAUUAGUUCAUUUAAAUAGAAUUAGUGAAGCAAUUAAUGAUUGCACAAGUGCAGUUACAAUUGAUCCAAAUUAUGGUAAAGCAUAUAUUAGAAGAGCACAAUGCCAAAUGAAACAAGAAAACUAUGAAGAUGCAGUUAGAGAUUAUGAGAAAGCACAAAGUUUAGAUCCAGAGAAUGGUGAAUUACAAAGAAACAUUAAAGAAGCAAAGAUUGCUCAUAAGAAAUCAUUAAGAAAAGAUUAUUACAAGAUAUUAGGUGUUUCAAAGGAAGCAGGUGAAACAGAGAUUAAGAAAGCUUAUAGAAAAUUAGCAUUACAAUAUCAUCCAGACAAGAAUAAUCAAUUACCAGAGGAAGAGAAAGCACAAGCUGAAAAAAUGUUUAAAGAUAUUGGUGAGGCAUACAGUGUUUUAAGUGAUGAGAAAAAGAAACGUCAAUACGAUAUGGGUCAAGAUGAAAAUGGUAUGCCAUUCGAUGCCGAUAUGGGUGGUGUUGAUAUCAAUAGUGUGUUCUCACAAUUCUUUAACCAAGGUGGUAUGGGAGGUGGUAUGGGAGGUGGAGGCUUUGGUGGCAUGGGAGGCGGAGGUUUCGGCGGUAUGGGAGGUGGAGGUUUCAGCGGUAUGGGAGGUGGUGGUGGUUUCGGUGGAAUGCCAUUUGGUUUCGAUAUGGGAGGUGGUGGCGGCUAUGGUGGCAUGGGUGGCGGUUUUGGUGGUCAUAGUGGUCAUUCUCAUGGUGGAAGUAGAAGUAGAUCCUCAAGAGGUGGCAAUGAAUAUAGAUAA
Molecule: messenger RNA, 1620 nt
Organism: Dictyostelium discoideum AX4
Lineage: Eukaryota; Evosea; Eumycetozoa; Dictyosteliales; Dictyosteliaceae
Product: DNAJ heat shock N-terminal domain-containing protein
Exons: 4
Coding region: 1-1620 (539 amino acids)
Source: RefSeq, a predicted model, not a curated record